UCUCUCUCUCUCUAUUCCUUCCCUCUAUAAGAGAGGCCCCCCCGUAUUUAGGGCAGGGCAGUGCAGCGCAACUCAAAGCCAGCAAAAUGGCCGCUCCUCUUCAUGUUUGGGCUUUGUUCCUGACCCUUGCACUCCUGCUGCUGCUGCAACUCAUCUCCCCCGCCUUGUCCCUCAAAUGUACCUCCCAGAGCGUCUCCUCUAAGAAGAACCAGCUCUACACCAACUGCACCGAUCUACCCUCCCUUGGCGCCUACCUCCACUGGACCCACGACGCCUCCAAAUCCACGCUCUACGUCGCCUUCCUCGCUCCUCCCACCAAGGCCGACGGCUGGAUCGCCUGGGCCAUUAACCCCACCUCCACCGGCAUGGCCGGCUCCCAAGCUCUCCUCGCCUUCAAGCAACCCAACGGCUCUAUGGCCGUCAACACCUACGACAUCAGCUCCUACAGCUCCAUCGUCCUCUCCAAGCUCUCCUUCGACGUCUCCGACAUGAGCGCCGAGUACUCCGGCGGCCUGAUGAAGAUCUUCGCCACCCUGGCCCUGCCCAAGAACGCCACGUCGGUCAACCAGGUGUGGCAGGUCGGCAGUUCCGUCUCCAACGGCAUGCCCACCCGCCAUGAGUUCCAGUCCGCCAAUCUGAACGCCAAGGGACCUCUGGAUUUGGUGAAGAAGGCUGCUCCUGCUGCUGCUCCUGCACCGAGCAGCGAUGGUCCCCUUGCAUCUCCAACUCCGGCUGCGGCUCCUAGUCCAGCUACCAGCACAUCCACUGCUGGGGCACCCACCGGCCCUGAUAACGGAGGAGGUUCAAUGAUUCGAAGCGGCCAAUUGGGGGGUUUUAUUUUUGCAUUUCUUGCAAGUUUUGCGGUUUUGUUUUAAAUUAAUUUGCAUGCACGAUGAGAGAAUUAAUGUGGUGUUGGUUACAAAUUACUUGAUUAAUUAGCGAUCAUUUAGGAGGGGGACUGAGGAGGAGGUGCAGGAGGAGGAUAUAUCAUUGAACUCAGCUCAGCUGUUUGCUUCAUAGUGUACGAUAUAUAAAUAGUAUGUUACAGUAAUGAAGGGGUGGUGGAGUGUAUUUUGGCUGUC
Molecule: messenger RNA, 1082 nt
Organism: Diospyros lotus (date-plum)
Lineage: Eukaryota; Viridiplantae; Streptophyta; Magnoliopsida; Ericales; Ebenaceae
Product: auxin-induced in root cultures protein 12-like
Exons: 1
Coding region: 87-875 (262 amino acids)
Source: RefSeq, a predicted model, not a curated record